AUGUCAUCGUAUGAAUCAGGAAACAAUCCAACCUGCCAAAGCAAUGGAUCAUCUCUGGCAUACUCGGUAAUCCCAAACUGUACCGAUAUGACCUUUAUGCAGGGUCCUAUUACAAUAUCCGAAGGAGUGGCUAAUCCUUAUGCCGCUGCCAUGCGGAAUUCCCCCAAAGUUACCUGGGUUGUGGACCCCUUAUCUUCCGUGCCAAUUACAACAAUUGCCUCAAGUUUACUGCCAACGGGGCAAGAAGUACAAGGUUCGCUCCCUCCAUAUACAAUUUCUCCACCGUUGCAAAAUAACUGGGCGUUACCUGUUGAGCCACAGAAAGUUCCGACACAGACAAGGUUAAAUAAUCAAGGUCCACUUCCCCAUUCACCGGUGAUAAUAAGGGAAGAUUUUACCGGUCCGUCAAAUAAACAACUGGCAGCACGUCAAGUAAUACAACGAGAGCUUCCCAAUUUCUCGGGACAUCCGCAGGAUUGGCCCUUAUUUUAUUGGUCUUUCAAGAACAGCUCCGACUCAUGUGGAUUUACACAUGAGGAAAAUUUAGCAAGGCUUCAACGCUGCCUGAAAGGACAGGCCUUGGACGCGGUCAAGAGUAAACUACAAUUCCCAGCAGCAGUACCCGAAAUUAUACAAACUCUAAAAAUGCUUUUUGGGCAACCGGAGAUUUUACUGUACACAAUGCUACAACAGCUUCGCGCUUUACCGCCACCCAAACAUGAAAACUUACAAUCGAUUAUAACAUUUGGCCUGGCGGUGAAAAAUGCGGUAGAUUACUUGACAACUGCUCAAUUGAGAGAACAUUUAUUUGAUUCAUCGUUGCUGAUAGAACUCGUUGAAAAACUCCCAACACAGCUGCUAAUAGAAUGGUCACGUUUCAAGCGACAGAAUACGGUGGUCAACCUAGAAACCUUCAGCACCUUUAUGACUGAACUAGUUGUCGUCACAGCGGACGUGGUUCUACCGAAAAAAGCUGCUCUUAACUCCGAAAAAUCUGGAAAAUCUGUUCGUGAGAAACAAAGAAUUAAUGUACAUGUGGAAGAUCGAGAAUCCGAGGAUGUGCCAGACUCCAGACCAGCAAUAAACAAGCUUUGCGUUUAUUGUUCCAAUCCUAAUCACGAGGUGGCAAACUGCAGUCAAUUUAAAGCUCUCGAUCUGAAUGGGAGGUUUACAGUUGUCAAGCAGAAGGGAAUGUGCAGAAUUUGUCUCAUACCCCACAGAAGAUGGCCUUGUCGUUCUACCAGAGAGUGUGGCAUUGAGGGUUGUAGAGUACGACACCAUAGUUUACUGCACCCAGGAACCCCUAGUAGCCCCAGUAAUCCUAAUGCUCCAGAAACCCAGGUUCAAAGAGAAACUGCAUAUCACAACCAUCAUUCUAUAACUUCGUGUGCUCUCUUCCGAUAUCUGCCGGUUGAGAUACACUAUGGUGAGGAGAAAAUAGAAACAUACGCCUUCCUGGACGAUGGAUCGUCAGCCACCAUGAUUGAAUCUUGGAUUCCCGAUAAACUUGGUGUCACCGGGAAAGUAGAUCCGCUUUGGUUAUCGUGGACUGGAGAUAUAUCUCGCGAAGAAAAGAAGUCGGAGCGAAUUUCCUUGUGGAUUUCCGCCCAGGGAUCAGACAAAAUGUUUAAAAUGGACAACGUGAGGACAGUACCAGAAUUGAAACUUCCAGAACAAUCGUUCGAUUAUCAAACCGUACAGAAAUCGUAUUCUCAUCUCAAAAGACUUCCUUUGCGCAGCUAUUCCAGUGCUUCUCCUGGGAUUAUUGUUGGAAUUGAUCAAGUUCGACUGUUGGCAUCCUUGGCCACCAGAGAAGGUCGUAACAACGAGUUAGUCGCUGUAAAAACUCGUUUGGGCUGGAGCGUUUAUGGCAAACAGUUGAGUACCCCGGACCAGGUAGAGCGUCUGCAUGUUCAUGUUGACCAGCAUACAUCGAACCAAGAACUGCACGGAAUGGUUGGUCAGUUUUUCGGGAUAGAAGAAUCUCUGAUUGUAAAACGAUCGGAUAAUAGCGUAGAAAAUGGGGCUUUGAAAACGCUGAAGGAAACAACGAGGCGCAUAGGCAACCGGUUUGAAACAGGUUUAUUGUGGAAAUACCAAUAUCGUAGUUUUCCCAAUUCCUUUGGUACUGCAGUACGCAGAGAAAUAAGUUUGCAUAAAAAAUUGGAGAAGGAUCCCCAGUUAUACAAAAUUGUAAAAGAUCAAAUUAAAAACUAUCUGGACCAAGGAUAUGCACAUAAAAUAACCAACCAAGAACUGACUGAAACUCACCCCGAUCAGGUUUGGUAUUUACCGCUUGGUGUAGUGCGUAACCCCAAAAAACCGGAAAAGAUUCGUUUAGUAUGGGACGCAGCUGCGAAGUCUAAUGGCGUUUCGCUGAACGAUAUGUUGAAUAAGGGACCUGAUAUGCUAACUUCUCUCACCGUCAUUUUACUACGAUUUCGAGAAAAAAACAUUGCUAUCUGCGGCGACGUUAAAGAGAUGUUUCAUCAGGUAAAUAUCAGAACUGAAGACAGGCAGGCGCAACGUUUCCUUUUCCGUGAACAGCCAGAUCAGCAACCUCAAAUUUAUGUCAUGGAUGUAGCUACAUUUGGUGCGUCUUGCUCACCAUGUGUAGUUCAAUAUACUAAAAAUUUGAACGCCCAGGAACAUGCUACACAAUUCCCUCAAGCCUCUGCUGCAAUAAUUGAGCGAACUUAUGUCGAUGACUACCUAGACUGCGUGGAUACUCCAGAGGAAGCAGUUGCUCGGAUUAAUGAAGUAAGAUAUGUGCAUUCGUUGGGAGGGUUUGAGAUUCGCAAUUUCGUCUCAAACUCGACUGAAGUUCUGGAUAAAAUCGGUGCCGCAUCUGUACAAAAAGACAUUUCUCUGAAAUUUGAACCAGGUCUAGAAGAAUCCAAACAAGUUGAGCGUAUUCUAGGAAUGAUGUGGAAACCUCAUUCCGACACCUUCACUUUCAGUACUAUCAAGCAACCAGCGUUUGAACGAGUUUUAAAUGGCAGUAAAGUGCCAACAAAGCGCCAAAUUUUAAGCCUAGUUAUGAGUUUAUUUGACCCUCUAGGGCUUGUCGCACACUAUAUAGUGCAUGGUAAAAUACUGAUGCAGGAAUUGUGGAAAUUUGGAGCUGAAUGGGAUGAUGUCCUUCCUGAUGAGUUGACGGAAUCCUGGAACAGAUGGAAAGAUUUACUGCCAAGGCUGAAGGAAGUUAGCGUACCACGUUGUUUUUUCCCUGGAUAA
Messenger RNA from Uranotaenia lowii, 3237 nucleotides. RefSeq lists its product as uncharacterized. The transcript has a single exon. The coding region runs from base 1 to 3237 and encodes 1078 amino acids. The record is from RefSeq and is a predicted model, not a curated record. NCBI's taxonomy places the organism in Eukaryota, Metazoa, Arthropoda, Insecta, Diptera, Culicidae.